AUGUCGGAUCAGAGAUACUAUACCCUCGCGGAAGGAUGUCCCUUCGCAAGCAGCAGCACUGCUGUUCUCAUGCGUGGCCAGCAGGGUGGUGGUCUUGGUCUUCUCCAGGAUACUCAGCUUAUCGAGACCCUGGCCCAUUUCUCUCGUGAGAGAAUUCCGGAGCGAGUCGUCCAUGCCAAAGCUGUUGGUGCAUAUGGCGAGUUUGAAGCGACUGCCGAUUGCUCAGAUAUCACCUCAGCUAGUUUCCUCAACAAGGCUGGCAAGAAGACCCCAGUUCUCUUGCGCGUGUCUACUGUUGGCCCAGAGUCAGGCUCGGCUGAUACAUCUCGGGAUGUGCAUGGCUGGGGAAUGAAGCUUUAUACCGAUGAAGGUAAUUUGGACUGGGUCUUCAACAAUACGCCUGUCUUCUUCAUUCGGGAUCCUAUCAAGUUCCCUUCCAUGAAUCGGUCACACAAAAGACACCCGCAGACUCACCUUCCUGAUGCAAACAUGUUCUGGGACUUCCAUGUGGGUAACCCAGAAGGCAUUCAUCAGCUGCUGCAUCUCUUCAGCGAUCGCGGAACCCCUCAGUCAAUCCGAUUCCUGAACUCCUACAGUGGACAUACCUACAAAUUCACCAAAGAGGAUGGCUCGUUCAAGUACAUCAAAAUUCACAUCAAGUCUCAGCAAGGCGUCAAGAACUUCACCGCAGAGGAGGCUACUCGAAUUGCGGGUGAAGACCCAGACUACAUGAUCAGGGACAUGUUCGAGGCUAUUGAGCGAGGAGACUAUCCCAAGUGGGAUGUCUUUGUUCAAGUCAUGGACCCAUCCGAGGCUGAGACGUAUCGGUGGAAUAUCUUUGACAUGACCAAAGUCUGGCCUCAUAGUGACUUCCCGUUGAGAAAGAUCGGCCAGCUCACCCUGAACCGCAACCCCGGGAACUAUUUCGCCGAUAUCGAGCAGGCGGCUUUCUCCCCGUCAACCAUGGUGCCCGGCUUUGCUGCAUCCGCUGAUCCAAUUCUCCAAGCAAGACUAUUCGCCUACCCCGACGCCGCCCGCUACCGCCUCGGCGUCAACUACCAGCAACUCCCAACCAACGCUGCGAAGGUCCCCGUGUACUGCCCAUUCCAGAGAGACGGCAAGAUGAGAUUCGAUGACAACUACGGCGGAGACCCCAACUACGUCAAUUCCACACUCAAGCCUACCAAGUUCUACCCCGAAGUCAAGGGAGUCAAGCCUCAGGCAGUCAGCCUGCACACAGAGCAUGAGAAGUGGGUCGGAGAAGUGGUCACUUACACCAGUCAUAUCACGGACGACGACUUUGUUCAACCUGCUGCUCUGUGGAAGGUCAUUGGCCGGGAAUCAGGACACCAAGACCGCCUUAUUGCAAACAUUGUGUCUAGUCUGAAGGGGGUAAAAUCGGCCGGUUUGAGGAACGAAGUAUAUGCUCUCUUCUCCCGUGUUGAUAAGGAUCUCGGUUCUAAGCUCAAAGAGGCUACCGAGGCUGCUAUCAAGAAAUGA
Penicillium subrubescens is the source of this 1500-nucleotide messenger RNA. RefSeq names its product catalase. Bases 1 to 1500 code for a protein of 499 amino acids. NCBI's taxonomy places the organism in Eukaryota, Fungi, Ascomycota, Eurotiomycetes, Eurotiales, Aspergillaceae. Gene Ontology annotation, cellular component: peroxisome; cytoplasm; mitochondrion. The record is from RefSeq and is a predicted model, not a curated record. The transcript has 11 exons. Gene Ontology annotation, biological process: response to hydrogen peroxide; hydrogen peroxide catabolic process. Gene Ontology annotation, molecular function: heme binding; catalase activity.